Messenger RNA from Medioppia subpectinata, 788 nucleotides. NCBI's taxonomy places the organism in Eukaryota, Metazoa, Arthropoda, Arachnida, Sarcoptiformes, Oppiidae. The record is from the annotation of a GenBank genome assembly.
UAUGGCAAAAAUUAUCAGAAUAUGUGAUGAAUUGGAGUAAAGAAUUUAGAUUAAGAAACAAACCAUUUGUUGAAGAAUUGUUGAAUUCAAGUCAUGUUUCAGAAAGUUGUUCAAAGAGUAUAUUCUCAACAUUGGAUGGCAUCGAAAGACUGGACGACUGGUCCAUACAAAUGAUCAAUUCGUGGGCAGAUUUCCCACCAAAAGGAUUAUUUGAAGGAAGUCUUACGGACUUUGGAUCCUAUGAUCAGUGUUUGUCAAUCAUUGACAACCAUAUGAUAGGUUCGGCUCAGUAUUGUUCCCUGGAUUUGGUUCCCUAUAUUCCCCGACCAAUGCCUAAACAACACAAUUUGUUUCACAAAAUCCCAAAUCUAUUACCCAUUGAUAUAAUACAAAACAAAUCCAAUGCAUUGAAUAUAAUGGCAACUGAGGCCUCAUUUUUUUAUUGGAUGUCAUUUCGGACCGGCGUUUGUGUACCGAAUAAAUGCUCACUAAAUGAUGUGAAAUCAAUCGGACAAUUAGUUUCAGACAAGUUUGGACUCGAGUUAAAGGCAGUGAAAUGUGAAAUCAAAGCAAACAUAUUAAUCAAUUCAAAACAAUUGUUUGCAAUCGGAAUUCUCACUAAUUAUAUCGCACUGUCGGUAACCAAAGGCGAUGUCAAGAGAUUCAAUGUUGUGCUAUAUAUUGUGUUACGUUUGGCCCGACUUUUGCCACAAUUAAUGAUAUUUAUAUUAUUGACAUUUUUGUUGCCACUGUUGGGUUCGGGCCCUCUUUGGGCUGAAGUGGUCGGC